This is a messenger RNA of Cephus cinctus (wheat stem sawfly), 1244 nucleotides long. RefSeq lists its product as uncharacterized. NCBI's taxonomy places the organism in Eukaryota, Metazoa, Arthropoda, Insecta, Hymenoptera, Cephidae. The record is from RefSeq and is a predicted model, not a curated record. Bases 531 to 1136 code for a protein of 201 amino acids. The transcript has 3 exons.
AUAUAUAUAUAUAUAUCGUGUAACUUAAAUCAGUAGACAGUUGCGAUUCUUCCACAUUCUCGAUUCUCAAAACUUCACUUUUGUUUUUCUUUUAAUGUACCAUGUAUAUAAGUGCAUGCCUCCACCAGUACCACUAGCAACUAUCGAAAAAAGAUAAAUAUUAUACCGGGAUAAAAUUAAAAAAAACUUAUUAAGAAUGCAAAACGCAAAGCACUAUGUGUAAUGAUAAUGUAAAUAAUGAGAGACACAGAUUACAAUAAACGUAUGUAAAAAUAAUUGACUACACAGAAUUAAGAUCCUAGGAAAUUAUUUAUUUGGCAAAGUUGCUCAUUCUUGGGAAGCUAUGCAUAGUACAGAGAUUGAGAUGACUCGCUGCUCUCGAGUUGCUUUGGAGUAUUUCCAAACCAAAAAAACAUGUCUUCGGCGUUCAAUUAUUAUAUCACAGGUACAUCUCAGAUUUUCGAUUGAUUUUAACCAUUUUACAUUUCUAUUUUUACAAACGGUACACGAACCGUGAUCAGAUAUCCGUCAUGGCAAAAUUAUCAGGAGCUGUUUGCGACACUCGUUGCCAGCUGUUUUACAACGAAAUAGCAAAAAAUGAAAAUUCUCUUAGAAUGAAAUGGUUCAUAAAGAACCGUCAGAGACUCUUAGACAAUCUAGGAAGUCAGAAGCUCGUUAGCAAAGCGCAAAUACUGAUCGCUGAGAAUGAAGAGAAACGACGUCAGUUUUAUCGUGAACAACGAGCUAACACGCAGGUAACUUCAAAGUUACCGGAAUGGCGACCACCUAAUUUUGACGAAUCUGUCAAUCUCGAUCCUAUGCGACCUGUUGAUCCAGUCACAAAAUCAAUUAUUUAUGAACGUAACGUCCAAAGUUUUAUAACUGGAAAUAAUUAUCUUCAAAAAAGAUUUGAAGAGACGCCAGAAGAUCGAUAUUAUUUUCCUGAUUGUACAAGUUGGACUUAUGGAUGGAGAAUGAAGGAUUAUCCACCUGUUCCGGCAACUAAAGUUGGUAUACGAUCUCUUAUGCAAGCUACUUUUUAUCGACGAAACGCAUCAAGUCUUCAACGAGAUCCUGAUUGGUAUCGUAACUGUCAGACAGGGAAUGCAAAAAAUUUCAAUGAAUUUCCAUCAUAAUAAUUCACAUCACUGUUACGAAAAUUAAUGAUUUUCUCAGUAAUAAAUAUUGUCUAUUUCUUUUUUACUUACUACUCGAAUUAAUAUAGUGCUUGGCCACUUUUCGGA